AUGAAUCUGGCUCCAAAUGCCCUCGACGGACGUCUUCUUCUUGCAGUUCCGAAGAAAGGACGUCUAAAUGAAAAGUGUAUGCAGAUACUAGCAGGCGCCGACAUUCAAUUCAGAAAACACGCAAGAUUGGAUUUAUGUGUUUCCCUAAACUUACCGAUCGCCCUUGUCUUUCUCCCAGCUGCAGACAUUCCCAGUUUCGUGGGUAAAGGAAACGUCGAUCUGGGCAUAACAGGCCACGAUGUCAUUCUCGAAUCCAAAAUGAAAGAUCACAUAUCCGAAGAGCUUCGAUUAGGAUUCGGAAAAUGUGCGCUUCAAGUACAAGUACCAGAGGCUGGACCAGUACAAACCGUGGAAGACCUUGCAGGGAAAAGGAUAGUUACGAGUUUUGAAGUUCUGGCUGCGGAGUACUUUGGAAAGCUGGAUAAGAAACUUGGGUUGAUGGGUGAUCAGGCUACGAAGAUUGAGUAUGUGGGAGGGAGUGUAGAGGCUGCUUGUUCUCUGGGGUUGGCAGAUGGGAUAGGUAUCGUUGUUCAUUCUUUUGAUUCCUCGGUGUUGAUUUUCUGA
Molecule: messenger RNA, 564 nt
Organism: Marasmius oreades (fairy-ring Marasmius)
Lineage: Eukaryota; Fungi; Basidiomycota; Agaricomycetes; Agaricales; Marasmiaceae
Exons: 5
Coding region: 1-564 (187 amino acids)
Biological process (GO): L-histidine biosynthetic process
Cellular component (GO): cytoplasm
Molecular function (GO): ATP phosphoribosyltransferase activity
Source: RefSeq, a predicted model, not a curated record